CGCAAAACGCAAACCGCCGAAGCUCGUCGUCAUAAUAGUCGUAACGUAACGAGAAUAAAACUAAACAAAUAAAAAGUUAAUCAAGCAAGUUUUGACUAAAAUUUAAUGAGAAGUUCUAGUGCAUCGUGUAGAUAGUUAUAGAAAGUCGGUUAUGUGCUUGUAUUAACAGUUAUUUUGACAUGGAGGGAUCACAACGCUUGCAAAUUUUGUUAUUGUUUGUGGUAUUUUCUCAAGCCCACUCCGUGCCGUAUGAUGUGCAUUGGCUGAGCGGCUCACAGACCAUAGACAGAGAUAUUUCAUCUACAAAACAAAAUAUAGACAUUUACUGUUACCGAGGCACAUCCAAAAACAUCUUGGCUCUAUGGCAAACAGCCAAGUUCCACAUAAGGAUAAAGAAUGAUGAAUUCAGCCAAUACCUUGGCACCAGCCCGGCCGAGGUGUACAAAGAGUACACGGAAGACAGCUACGGCUGGUCCGUGGUCAGUCCGUUCCAUAAGAGGACCUACAGGACGAUGGCUAUAGACCUGUUCAAUACUACAUGCAUGGCCAUCAAUACUAAACAUAGGCACAGUAUUGAGCUGCAGAUUAUUAGGGUGGACAUUUGGCGCGUGCUGCUAAUGUUCCUGGGCGCGUGCACUGUGUUCUCAUCGCGUGCGCUCAGCGGGAACCCGGUGUUCUUCUACCUGUGCGGGGUUCUCGUGGGCGUGUCAGCUUCGUUCAUGGUGCUGGUGUAUUAUAUCAGCAGACUUCUGCCUAGGAAAACCUUAACAUACGGCGUUCUGAUCGGCGGUUGGACGGUCGGCGUGUACAUCUUCCAGCAAGUAUGGGAGAACAUCCGAAACAUUCUGCUGUCACACCAGACGUAUCUGUUCUGGUACACGCUGGUCGUGGGGUUCAUCAGCUUCCUGGUGUGCUAUAGGGUGGGGCCGCCGAGGAAUCAACGGAGCAAGAACCUUGUCAUGUGGACGUUACAGGGCAUCGGCGUGCUAAUGAUGUUCUUCAGCAGCGAGUAUCAAGAGGCGUCCACGGCCGUGGUAGCCGUUUGUCUCACAGUAAAAUACUUCCCGCAGUCCGUGCUCAACUCUAUUUAUGGAUAUUGGCGGCGCAAGUUCCCGCCGAAGCCGCGACUGCUCACGAGUGAAGAGUACUACGAGGAGGGAGCGAGAGAGACGAAACAAGCUCUCGAGAGUUUGAGGAAGUACUGUUCUAGUCCGGAUUGUGCGCAGUGGAGGAUUAUGCUCAAACUUAAUGACUCUAAAAGAUUCGCAUCAUUCGUCGAAGGCGACUCCCACCUAAGCGACGAGGAGAUCCUCGACUACGAAUCCUACGCGUUCUCGACGGAACCCCGACGGAAACCCGUCGCCAACUCCACCAGAAUAGCCCCCCUGGACAUAUCGGACGAUGAAGAUAUCACGGACGAUGAAAUGUGAACUUUACGGUGUAAGGUAUAAGACUGAUUGUUUGUUAGCUAGUUGAGUCUAGUCGUAUUGUCGCAAGUAAUGCAUUUGACUUCAGAACUGCGGUUGUAGCAUGGUCACAUUUUUAUUGUCUGUCACGUUCUAACAAGUAAUUGCGAAAGUGACAGGUGAUGAAAAUCCUAUCAUGCUACCGCUGCAGGUCAAUCUUUUAAUUUUAAGAUAAUCUUUUUUUAGGGUUCUGUGAAUUGGAACUCUAAGGCCCCAUUCACACGACAGCGUUUUCAACGCGCGUUUGAAUGAUACAAAUGAAUAACCAUGUAUGUAUUCACACGACAGCGGUGGCGCUUUUUAUCAAGCGUUGUUGGAUUUCCGACUUUAAGCCUUGGUCAUUAAAUCGAAUUUAGAGUGUGGACAGAUUCAAGCGGUUUUUUAACACGCGUUGAAAAGCUGUCGUGCGAAUGGGGUAAGUGUCAUGUCGGUCUGUCUAUCCGUCCGCAUAGCUCCCUAUUUCACAGAAAAGAAACUAUUAGGCGUGAAAUUAGGGAUGUAGUUUUCCGAGGUUCAUUUUUUUUAAUCGCUUUCCAUUUGACCACACCAAUAUAUAACCUGUUUAAAAAUAACCUUUGGUUUUUGUUAAAAAUAUUUUCAUAGGUCCUAGGUUGUAGGUACUGUGUGUAGGUCCUAGCUGUGAGUACCUCUACACCUAGAGAUAUAAAAACUUUUUAUUUUUUUAUUGUGAUUGGCUAUACGUUAUACUCUUGCGCUUAAUGACAUAAAGAUCUUUGUUUGUCUUGAUUUUGUAAGUAUUUUUGUAAUUUUAGAUAAGUAUGCUAACUUAAUAUCAUAUUCCCAUUAAAAUGGAAGAAUAAGGCAUAUAUGUAUUAGUGCUUCUGCUCUUGUUUUUAAUUUUACAUUAUUUAUGGUACUGUUUGUAGUGUUCCCUUUUUUUCUUUUGUGGCUUUGUAGUCUUUUAACAUUUUACGAUUAAAUCAGUAAAGGCCUGUGCACACCGGCUGCGUGUGUGUGACGUGCACGUGCGGCGUUGUAGUAUACAGAUCCUUAUGAGAGACGGCAUACCGCUUGCGUGACGUGUGCGUGUGCGGCUCCAACAUUUUAGUGCACGCGUACGUGCACGUCACGCACACGCAAGCCGGUGGCCACAGGCCUUAAAUCUGCAAUGCAAUAAUCCUGAAAUUUUCGAUCAAUGCUUUCCU
Cydia fagiglandana is the source of this 2632-nucleotide messenger RNA. RefSeq names its product nuclear envelope integral membrane protein (gene Nemp). NCBI's taxonomy places the organism in Eukaryota, Metazoa, Arthropoda, Insecta, Lepidoptera, Tortricidae. Gene Ontology annotation, cellular component: nuclear envelope. The transcript is spliced from 8 exons. The coding region runs from base 180 to 1430 and encodes 416 amino acids. The record is from RefSeq and is a predicted model, not a curated record.